AUCAAUAUGCCCCUUUCAGACAUAGACAAAUCUAUAAAAAAUAAAACCCAACUCCAAAGUAUUUUCUGAAUGACUUCAAAUGAUUUGGGGAUUUGUCAUUUCCAGACUCUAAUGAUUUCAUCUUCUCUACAUGUGAGGAGAAGACCAGCCACCCACAAGGACAGGAAACCGCAGCACUUUGCAAAGCACUGAUCUUGGUGCUCAAUGGAGAGCUUCAUACACUAAUCGGGGACUUCUGAAGGACUCCACAAUGGGACAAAAGGAGUUGAGAGAUACUCCCUUGUUAUAUGUGCUCUCUAAGCUUGAAUGCACUUUCCUUAAGAUUUUUUACAUACUUAUAGGAUCAAAUGUCCCAGACCACAGGUUCUGAUAGGUGAGCUUUCAUUUGAGUAAUCCUGAAAUUAGGUCUCCAUGUCACUUCCCAGCCAAGCUAAGAAGCAACACUUUUCCUAGAAUUAUUCUCUCUGUGUGUUCCUUUGCCUCUUUGUCUCUCUCUCUCUUUUGAUGUCAUUAUCUCAAUUCUCAUAGUUCUUGAUCUCUGGCUAUGGACUACCCUUUCCUCCUGGAUACUUUCUUCUGUCUAGGUUUUCAUGGCACUACUGUCUCCUGGUUCUCUUCCCACCUGUAUAAUUGCUCUUUUCCCAGUCUGCUUUGCUGGAUCUACAACCACAUCAUAAUUACUAAUCAUGAAUAUUACCAAGAUUCUGUCCUAGAUUUUCUCCUCAUUUGUGUUCUAUCCUAUAUCACUUGAUCAUCCCAUCAGCUCUCGUGGAGUGAAUGAUCUCCAUCCAUAUUCUUUAUAACACAGACAUUUACUAUUUGAAGGUUCCUCCAAGCUCUGACACUCUAAGUCCUGAUAUCUCUCCUUCCUAUGAAAAUUUCCCAAGCUUCCUCUCAGCUUUCAGUAUCUAAAGUCCAAGUUGUGGCUAGUCCCAUGGCAGCCAGGUCCAUGUCAGAGAACUGCUCCAGGCAAACAAGGCAGCCAACCUCUCCAUUUUGGAUUCAGGUAGCCUUGAUCUUGAGCUCCAUCCCUGGACUAUUCUUGAGCUUUUGUGGCCUGUGGUCACUCAUUCCUUUCUCUCUUCAUCUUUUACUUCUCCUUCUCCCUGACUCUGGGCAGGCACAGCUUGGACAUUCUCUCCCUUAUCUGCUUCCCAAUUUUUCCAAUCUGUACAGGCAGAACAAAAGCCUAAUCCAAUUCCCCCCUGACCUUAUAAUGGACAAUGUAAGUCCUGCAUGGCGUCCCUGGGAGCUUGAGCUACAAGGUGACCUAGCGAGCCACACUAGAAGAUAUUGAAGGUUCCUCUUGCUAGUCUCAAGACAACAAUUCAUUUCUUGCACAAUUUUGCAGAGUGACAUGUUCAUGUGCAUUUCCUCCUCCAGCUUCCCCUUUGCUCUUCAUCUUGGUUGCUGCUUGGCUAUAAGGAGCCAUGGGCUCAGGGGUAUGACACAGAAGUUCUAGCCAGAGCUAGAUUAGCGAUGCUGCUGCUGCUGCUGCUCUUGAUGUUCCAGAUCCUGGGGGAAUCUCUGUCCCAGGACACAGGCUAUGAGCUCAAUGCUACAACAUCAGUGACUGUGCAGGAGGGACUGUGCAUCCAGAUCCCCUGUUCUUUCUCCUACCCUUUUGAAACCAUACAUAGCGGACAGCCAGCUUAUGGAUUCUGGUUCAGGGAUGGAGCCAAAAUUUAUGAAGACAAACUAGUGGUGACAAAUCACCCAAGACGGGAGGUGCAGGAGGAGGCCAGGGGGCGAUUCCAGCUUGUUGGGGACCCCAAGGAGAACAACUGUUCCCUGAGCAUCAUGGAGGUCCAGAAAAGGGACAGCGGGCUAUACUUCUUCCGGAUCGAGAGAGGCUCAAUUAGAUACAGUUACAGGGCAUUCAUGGUUAAUGUGACAGUCAAAGCUCUGACACAGAAGCCAGAAAUCUACUUUUCGGACCCUUUGGAGCCUGGACAGCUGGUGAAAGUGAUUUGUGUGGCCCCCUCAGAAUGUGUGUUGCAGACACCUCCUCUUUUUUCCUGGACAGGAGCUAUCCUCUCCUCUCAGGAAUUCAACAGGACAACCCUCUAUUUUUCUGAGAUGACCCUCAUCCCAAGACCCCAAGAUCAUGGUUCUAAUCUCACCUGUCGGGUGACCCUCCCUAGGGUCAGAGUAAGCAUAGAGAGAACUGUUUAUCUCCAGGUUGUUGAGAGAAAUGGUAUCCUCACAUUCUCCAAAGGAAUACUUUUGGGAGCUGGGAUCAUGGCCUUUCUUGCCCUAUGUCUCAUUCUGGCACUUGUGAAGUACCUGAGGAAGAAGCAGGGGGGGAUCUUGGAUUCCCAGCACAACCAAGAUGCAGAUCAUAGUAAUGAAACAAGCAGUCAAAGGGUCCCUUUGGAUCAAUGCAGAGGUUCCACGUUAUCCCUGCCUAGUCCAGCCAUCCAAACAGCUUCAGAGGAGAUUCACUAUGCAUCUCUGAACUUCAGAAAAACCAACCCUUGAAAUUAUCUGGGAAGAGGAACCCAGAAAGCUAGGAUGCCCAAGGCCAGUACUCAGAGAUUGUUUCAAUAAAGAAGCAUUUGAAGUUCUAGAGUGGGAUGGGAAGUCAAAAAAGGAGGAUACACUCUAAUUCUGUUUGUGGAAGGAGCUCACUCUGUCUGGCGUCAGCUCCUCAUGGCCUUCCCUCAUCUGCCCUAUGACACAGAGAUAACCUAACAACAAAGUCUUUGGACAGCCCAACUCCAAAAGGCAAAGGGUGGGCUAUGAUGUAUUCUCCAAGAAGUCAUGUCCUAUUCUUUCCAGGGCACUUGUUCAGAAGACAAAAUCCUUGUUGUCUGAGUCAGAGCAUAGACUGUCAGGACUGGGAGUUCUCUUGCAUAGCACAUUUACUGGUGCUACCAUCCCAACUCCCACUUGCACUGAUUUGGGUCCCCAACCCUGGCUAUCCAUCUUCUUAUAUACCUGAAGUAUUGGGGUCAUUUUCUUUUCCUUCCUCCACCCUCCUCUCUCUCUCUCUCUCUCUCUCUCUCUCUCUCUCUCUCUCUCUCUCUCUCUCUCUCUCUCUCUCUCUCUCUCGCUUUCCUUCCCUCCUUUUCCAUCUCCUUCUCUUCCUUUCUUCCUUUCCAGUACAAUUGUAUUUCAUCAUAUUCAUAUACCACAACUUAUUCAGUCAUUCCUCAAGUGACAUCCCCUCAGGUUCCAAUUCUUUGCCUCCAUAAAAAGUUCCAUAAGUA
Messenger RNA from Monodelphis domestica (gray short-tailed opossum), 3212 nucleotides. RefSeq names its product sialic acid-binding Ig-like lectin 14. Gene Ontology annotation, molecular function: sialic acid binding. The record is from RefSeq and is a predicted model, not a curated record. Gene Ontology annotation, cellular component: plasma membrane. Gene Ontology annotation, biological process: cell adhesion. Lineage: Eukaryota; Metazoa; Chordata; Mammalia; Didelphimorphia; Didelphidae.